Klebsormidium nitens is the source of this 766-nucleotide messenger RNA. Lineage: Eukaryota; Viridiplantae; Streptophyta; Klebsormidiophyceae; Klebsormidiales; Klebsormidiaceae. The record is from the annotation of a GenBank genome assembly.
AAUCAGGAUAGUCAUAGAACAAGUCUGAAGUUCAUACAGUGGAAAAGUUGAAGCUUCCGGAGCAGCAAGAAGGAGGGAUCAGCUUUGGCCUCUUCUACACUUCUCAGUCUUUUUGCCCGUAUUGUUUCGUACCAGGUACUCGCUUUCAGCGAACGAGAUGUUGAGAAGCUUGGGGAGGGUUUUUUCCGGUCGGGACGAGACCGACACGCUCCCAUGGACCGACGCAAAGAUGAUUGCCGACUGUGAGAAUGCUGCGUCGUCAGACCUUGCUGGGACAGCAGAUUCUAAAGACAGUGUGAAGAACCUGGCGUACACUCUCGUGCACUCAACACGAGAGGUAGAUGUCAGGAGGGGCGUUGCUAUGUUGGAAACCAUGCUGGGGCGUGACACUUCCCCCCUCGAGAAGCGAGAGGUGCUAUACCUGCUGGCGGUUGGCCACUUCCGGUUAGGGGACUACCUGCAGAGCAAGACGCUCGUCGAGCAUGCGCUCGAGAUGGCUCCGGAUUUUCGGCAAGCGACGACACUUAGAAAGAUUGUCGAGGAUCGGAUAGCAGCAGACGGGCUGAUCGGCAUCGGCCUAGCUGCCGCGGCCGUGGGCGUCGUCGGCGCUGUUAUAGCGGCUGCAGCAGCCGGGGGUAGGAGGCGUUGACUGACCACUUAGCAGUGUACAUAUGUACAGUCGUCAGAACCGGUUCUAAAAGUACUGAACAUCUACCAUCUGUGUACAGACCUGUUGUUACGGUGGAAUGAAACUAAGCGCUUCUCC